GUCAUACAAUGUUAUGAUUGCCGGAUUUGGUGUCGCGCUUUCCUAUUUGUUAACUUGUGUUCAUCGAGCACCUUUGCCUCGUGAGGACAUUGCAGCAUUGCACAGCUUGAUGGAGCAGCGUUUGAACAGAUCAGAGUUGUGGCCGCAGGUCCAAAUCGACGUAUCUGUGGCAGAUCCGCAUGCAUUAAACCCACAGGUGACCCACACGUUCGUGAACUUACUGUCCGCAGCUUUGGGUGGCAGAGCUCGUUUGAAUUUUGCCGUUUCCAAUCCAAGACAUGCGAACCCCAUUCCCUGUGUGGGAGCUGAUUCUGAUAGAUGCCUGGCCGCCUUAGAGAUGCAUGCAUCGCGGCAGAUGCCCACGCUCAGCAACUCGUUUGAGCUUAUUCUUCUAAAUUCAGAAGAUGGGUCUUCUGUCACAUUGGGUGCCGACAAAAAGGCCUGGGUGAGGUGGCAACUACAGUCGAUUUCUGCGGAGGAGAUGGCGCAGGCAGUGGCGCGUCAUCUGGAGGCCAGCUGGUUGCGCCAGGCGCUGGACGAAGGAGUUGCAUUGUUUGAGAUAACUCCUGGCUACGUUUUCAGCUUUUUUCUCGUGGGCGACUGUCACGCCAGAGUGUCGUGGGAUUUCAAUGUACUGUCGCCGUUUCUUUCCAGAUUUCUGGAACGACUGCAAAUGCUCUUCGACAUCGAGAUGAACUCUCAGGUUAUACAGUGUGGUUCCCUGGGCACACCUCUGGAGCCAGGUGAGCAGUUGAACGACAUGCCUCAAAGCAGGACUGUCGAUGCUUCUAUGCUGCAAGCAGAUUUCAUGAGAAGGACGGGUGAGUGGCCUGCAGAUGCACUGACUCGUGAUGCUAGAUGGCUGCCUCCGCUGGUUCGGCUGGUGGCUUUCAAGCCGUCAGCCCCCAUCAAGCUGGAUUCGGCCUUGGUAUUUCAUUCAUUGCCAUGA
Messenger RNA from Symbiodinium pilosum, 949 nucleotides. Lineage: Eukaryota; Dinophyceae; Suessiales; Symbiodiniaceae. The record is from the annotation of a GenBank genome assembly.